This is a messenger RNA of Petromyzon marinus (sea lamprey), 1555 nucleotides long. RefSeq names its product glucoside xylosyltransferase 1-like. Gene Ontology annotation, biological process: protein O-linked glycosylation via N-acetylgalactosamine. NCBI's taxonomy places the organism in Eukaryota, Metazoa, Chordata, Hyperoartia, Petromyzontiformes, Petromyzontidae. The record is from RefSeq and is a predicted model, not a curated record. Gene Ontology annotation, molecular function: UDP-xylosyltransferase activity.
ACGGGGACAGAGACACGGGGACAGACACACGGAGACAGAGACACGGAGACAGACACACGGAGACAGAGACACGGACACAGACACACGAGGACAAGGACACACAUACGGAGACAGCGGGACACGAGGCUCCCAACAAGAUACUCCACUGGCUGAAUGGUGACUCCGCCGGGCUGGCGAGGAUGAAGCUGCCACUGCGUGUGGCCCUCGCGGGCUGCGUCCUCUUGCUGUGCGGGGUUCUCUACGCACUCGGGUGGACGUCUGCUCUGCUGUUCGAGUUCAGGGGUGGAGGAGGAGGUGGAGGUGGAGGAGGAGGUGGAGGAGGAGGUGGUGGGGCCCCGGUGCUCAGCCGCGAGCUUCACCUGCACGGUGCCCGCGCUCAGCCGCCGGCCUUCGGCGUGAGCGAGCGCCUGCGGCAGCAGCGGCGCAGGCUGCGCCGGGCCGAGACGAUGCACGUGGCCGUGGUGGCGUGCGGCCAGAGGGUGAACGAGACGCUCGUCAUGGCCAAGUCGGCCGUGCUCUUCAGCCGCAAGCACCUGCACUUCCACAUCUUCGCCGAGCGGCAGCUCCACCGCAGCUUCGCCGAAAGCCUUGACUCGUGGCCGGACGAGUAUCGGAAGAAGUACAACUUCUCCGUGUACCCCAUCACGUUUCCCAAGGAGUACGCCGAGGAGUGGCGGCAGCUCUUCAAGCCCUGUGCCUCCCAGCGCCUCUUCCUGCCGACUCUGCUGGCCGACGUGGACUCGCUCCUGUACGUGGACACGGACAUCCUGUUCCUGCGCGCCGUCGACGACCUGUGGGCGAUGCUGCGGACGUUCACCGCGGUGCAGGCGGCCGCCGUCGCCCCCGAGCACGAGGAGCCGCGCGUCGGCUGGUACAGCCGCUUCGCCCGGCACCCCUACUACGGCGCGACGGGCAUCAACUCCGGCGUGAUGCUGUUCAACCUCACGCGCGUGCGAGCGGCCACGUACAAGAAUGACAUGAGCCCUGUGCAGCUGCAGUGGGAGGAGAUGCUGCUGCCGCUGUACAAGAAGUACAAACUGAACAUCACCUGGGGGGACCAGGAUCUCCUCAACAUCAUCUUCCACCACAACCCCGAAAUGCUCCACGUGUUCCCGUGCGAGUGGAACUACCGUCCGGACCACUGCAUGUACGGCAGCAACUGCAGGAGCGCCGACACGCACGGAGUCUUCGUCCUCCACGGGAACCGCGGAGUCUACCACGACGACAGGCAGCCGGCCUUCCGCGCCGUGUACGACGCCAUCCACAACUUCCCCUUUGACGAGAACCUCUUCCAGUCUCUGCUUUAUCCCCUGGAGCGCCAGCUGCUCGCCACGGUGCACACUCACUGCGGACGCUCCUCCCACCUCUUCACGCGCCAGCUGCAGCGCACCAUGCGGGCGGUGUACGACAAGAUGGGGCUCGCCUCCUAGGGGGCGCCAGCAAGGAGACGCGCCCCCAAUGACACGUUCUGUUAGGCGCCGUGCGUGUGUGUGUGUGCUGUUGGUGUGUGUGUGGUGUGUGUGUGUGCUGUUGGUGGUGUGUGUGUGUGUGUUGU